Messenger RNA from Paramecium primaurelia, 1411 nucleotides. The record is from the annotation of a GenBank genome assembly. NCBI's taxonomy places the organism in Eukaryota, Ciliophora, Oligohymenophorea, Peniculida, Parameciidae.
AUGCAAUUAAGAAAAGUACGCUCCCAUGAAAAUUCUUAUACAAAUUUAGAUUAGCAAAGAAAAAUAGAUUCUGCUCAAUUUAAAACAUAACCUUGUACUUAAUAACAUCCGAGUACACAUAAAAAGUUUUGUCCAUAUUAUCAUGAUGAAUCUGAUCGUCGACGUGAUCCUCAUCAAUUCAAAUAUAAGUGAGAAUACUGUUAAUGAUUCCUAAGGUGUCAAAUUUGUCCUUAGUUUGAGCAAUGUCCUAAUGGAGAUUUAUGUGUAUUCUCACACAACAAAGUAGAAUAAGUGUACCAUCCAAAUAGAUAUAAGAGCAAAUAUUGUGUAUAAAAUAAAGAUUGUGAAUAUGGAAUCUAUUGUUCAUUUGCACAUAAUGAAUAUGAGUUGAGACUUCCUCUUAAACUUGAAUAAUUGGUACAAGAUAAGAAAUUCUGGAUGUUUCAUUAUAAAACUAUAUGGUGCCCUUAUAUAGUAGGGUAAUACAUUAAUAUAUAUUAAAGACAUGAUAGAGCCAGUUGUGUUUAUGCUCAUAAUGCAUAAGAUUUUAGAAGAGAUCCUCAAUUACUUUAACCUAAAGAAUGUCCUAAUUGGAAUAAGACAGAUUAAAUUUCAAGGUAUGAUUAAGGAGGUUGUUCUGAUUAAGAGAAUUGUCCAAAUUGUCAUGGAUGGAAAGAAUAUGAAUAUCAUCCCUUAAUCUAUAAAACUAAACCUUGUGCAUAACCUAAUUGUAUUAAAAAAGAGUGUCCAUUCUUUCAUAAUGAUUAAGAACGGAGGUACUUAUUAAUACUAAUUUUCUUAGAAUACCUAAAUAACAGAAUGAAAAAUAGUGGAUUAUUGAGGAACCCAAUACUUAAAAUUUAUUAAGAAUUCCUUAUAAAUCUAAUUCAAACUAUUAAGGACCUAUAAUUCCAAGUUAUAUUCCUCAAGAUCUUAAUAGAGAGAAAAUGGAAGUUGGAUAACCACUAGAAUUAUUUAGUUCGAUAACUACUUCUUCUAAUCCAUUAUCAAGAAGAGGUUCAGAUUUCUCAGACAGAUAAAAAAAGAAAUGGAAUACAUAACGUAAAUAUCAUCGUACAGCUCCUACUACACCUGAUUAAAAAUAAUAAUAGUAAACAAAAAUUCCAAUUAUCAAAUAUUCUCGUAGAUUAUAAGAUGAAUUAUGGAAAUUAUCUGGAGUAAAGUAUUUGUUAUAUAAUCUAAGUCGGAUUUUAUUUUACACACUCUUGAAGGGAUGAAAAUAACUGAAACUAAUUUAAUGCAUAUGAAUGAGUUUAAUUUACUAUCUUUGAAUAUUAGUGAUUAAUAAAAGUAAUAUUUGAUAUAAGCCUUGUUCAAUAUUAAGUAAGAAAAGAAUUAUGAUGAAAAACACGAUGAUGAAUUAUUAAAAGAAAGUGCUGGGCAAUUUUGA